Trichoplusia ni (cabbage looper) is the source of this 2079-nucleotide messenger RNA. Its product is annotated as small integral membrane protein 12-A. The record is from RefSeq and is a predicted model, not a curated record. NCBI's taxonomy places the organism in Eukaryota, Metazoa, Arthropoda, Insecta, Lepidoptera, Noctuidae. Bases 146 to 412 code for a protein of 88 amino acids. The transcript has 3 exons.
UUAAAUCAAGUCAUCUUAUCAAACUAUCUAAAAGUCAAAGUCAGUCAGCUGUUAAUAGCCGAAAUUGAGCGAGAAAUUAAUGUAUUUUAGAGAAAAACUACAAAAUUAGAUAUUCUACAAAAACAUACAAAUAACAAAAACAAACAUGUGGCCAAUAAUAAUGCAGUUUUUGAGAUCAAAUGCACCAUACUUCACUUUACCUGUGGCAGCCGUGGUCGGAGUAAUAGGAUAUAAUCUAGAGGGUCUAAUAUCUGAUAGAUACACACCUUAUACUAAGCCAGUCCAAGACCAGAGACUAGAACGCUUAACAGAGGAAGACAUUCUAAAAGACCCCACAAAUGUCCAAAAACUAAAAUACCACGAGAAUGUACUCGGAAAGAACUUAUCACCGUCCCUUCAAAACAAAAACUAGUUUUAAUUGGAGUGAGUGUGUGAAUGUUUCUUUAAAGUUCUUUAAAGCUAUUAUUGUAUAUAUAAUUUAACAAAGUGUAAACUAAUUGCUUGUUGUGUAAAGUUAUUGCUCGCAAUGUAAACCUGUCACUUACAGUGUAAAUUAAAUGCUUGCAGUGUAAACUAAUUGAUUGCAUUGUAAACUUUCUGCUUGCAAUGUAAAUUAAUCAAUUACAGUGUAAACUUAUUGCUUACAUUGUAUUUAUUCAUUGCAAUAACUAAUUCAAUGUUUACAUUUAGUUAAAUUGUAAAAUAAUGAUUUUAGCUUCAGACAAUCCUCGUUUUAUAAGGUCGAUCAAGAGAAAUUACUUAAUCACCUGUCAAAUAGAUUUUAUUGAUCACCUUUUGGGAAUGGGGUUAUAAAGAUAUUUCCUGAAAUUCAGAGAAGAGAGUAUAGAUUUAUUUUAGAUGUACUUAGUUGCUUAUUUCGUUUUGUUUUUGUUGUACAACGUGAAGUCACACUUUUUUGUAGCUGAACUAAAUGUUUGGUACUUUGCUGGAAGUCAGAAAGCAUUUGUCCAUCUUUCAGUGUCAUUUCAUAUGUGUUAAGACAGAUAUCAGUCAAAUUUGAAUACUACUUUCGUGCUUGGACAUGAAGCAGUUUUGUAAAAAUUGUAUUUCAUAGAAAUAAACAAUUUUAUUAAUAACCAAACUUUUCUCAAAACUGUAAUCGGCUGAACUUAAUAUUGAAGAUUCAGGUUUUUGCGGAAACGACUAUUCCUUACUGAAAAGAAAAUUGUUUAUUUCAGAAGCGCCUUUUUAAAUAUUACCAAGUUUGUCACGUUUUGUAUAUGGGUUAAAGCAUAAUUAUUCACAUCUGUUAAAAUGCUAGUCAGAUUUUAAUCAUGGCCAUUACAUUACUGGUAUAACAUUCUUUUAUAUAUGUAGUUGCAAAUAUCCCUUUCGUCUGAAAUCAAAUCUUGCAAGUUCAAAUUGACUUUGACUGUCUUUAGAAGUAUGUUGUCUCAUCAUAAAACUUGUCCUUAUUACCUACAUAGUAUGGGCCUCUAGUGAUUGUAGAAUGUAUUGUUUUAAACAAAUCUUGCUAGAAUUAAAUUCACUCAUUCAAACCAUAUACACAAAUACUUAGACAUAAUAAAAUAAAACGAGCUUUAGUAGAUCACACAUGCUUGCCCUGGAAGCCGACCCCAACAUAGUUGGGAAAAGGCUAGGACGGUGACAUGCUUGUCCCACGCGGGGAUCAAACCCGCGUUGCUGGCUUACCUCACAGUAGUCAGUGGCAUGGCGAUCUUUUUAAUUUAAUAUUAUAAUGAACUUCAUGAAAAUAAGACUAUUUGAAUAUUAUACAGUCACUUUAAAAAGAUCCCUUCAUAUAAGUUGUCAUGAUAAAUGUUCUUUCAUAUGAAAUUUAUUUUUCUGGAGUACUUGUAAAAAAUUGUCAUAAUACGAAUUUGUUGAUCAAAUUAUACAAAGUGUUGCCAGUGCAAAUGCAAAUUGAACUGUGAACUUUAUAGUAUUCUGCUUGUAGUACAUAUUUAAUUGGCUAAUAUGCAUGUGCACUGGCAACCCUGAAUGUACUUUAUCUGUAGCAAUGUAAUGUAAGUUGAAUAAAUAUUCGUAUGUUGUAAAUAAUUGUUUUACAUUGUUAUUAAAAAUAUUUUGAUCCAU